CUUAUAUAAAUCAAUGUAGAUUUCUGAAAUACUUUCAAAAGUUUUGGAUUUCUUAUUAAAUUUCCCCAUUUUAUAAUUUAUUCUUUCGGAUUUGUUCUUUUCUUAUCUCUUCCAUUUUGAUAACUUUCCUCCUCUGAAUUUUUAAGACAAAAUAGAUUUCUUCUUCUCUUUGUUUGACCCACAUUUUCUCUGGAAAAAAUUCGUCUACUUUCUCCGAUCGUCUCUUCAUUGAUCGGAAAACCAACAACGACCCAUUAUUCCUCUCCUGUUUCUGGCGCAAACCCUUGUAGCAAGUUUUGAUUUUGGUGAGAAAAUAUUUUAGGGAUCUGAAGAGAAAGAACACGAUGAUGACGAGUAUGGAAGGGAUGGUGGAGAAAGGAGUAUUGGAUGAUAUUAUAAGAAGAUUGUUAGAAGGUAAAGGAGGCAAACAGGUUCAGCUUUCCGAGAGCGAGAUUCGUCAACUCUGCUUUAACGCUCGUCAAAUCUUCCUCUCUCAACCUAAUCUCCUUGAUCUCCAUGCCCCAAUUCGCAUCUGCGGUGAUAUUCAUGGUCAAUAUCAAGAUCUUUUGAGGUUGUUUGAAUACGGAGGUUAUCCUCCUUCAGCAAACUAUCUAUUCCUUGGUGAUUACGUUGACAGAGGCAAACAAAGUCUUGAGACCAUAUGUUUGCUUCUUGCUUACAAGAUACGGUACCCAUCGAAGAUAUAUCUGUUGAGAGGGAACCAUGAGGAUGCUAAGAUCAACAGGAUUUACGGGUUUUAUGACGAGUGCAAACGGAGAUUCAAUGUACGACUCUGGAAGGUGUUUACUGAUUGCUUCAACUGUUUACCUGUAGCUGCACUUAUUGAUGAGAAGAUACUGUGUAUGCACGGUGGUUUGUCACCAGAUUUGGAUAAUUUGAAUCAGAUUCGAGAGAUUCAAAGGCCUAUUGAGAUUCCAGACAGUGGUCUUCUUUGUGAUUUACUUUGGUCAGAUCCUGAUCAGAAGAUUGAAGGUUGGGCUGAUAGUGAUCGAGGUAUCUCUUGCACUUUUGGAGCUGAUAAAGUCGCUGAGUUCUUGGAUAAGAAUGAUCUUGACCUCAUUUGCCGAGGCCAUCAGGUAGUAGAAGACGGGUAUGAGUUUUUCGCAAAACGGAGAUUAGUCACGAUAUUCUCAGCUCCAAACUAUGGUGGGGAGUUUGACAACGCUGGUGCGUUAUUAAGCGUUGACGAGUCUCUUGUAUGUUCCUUUGAGAUUAUGAAACCAGCCCCAGCUUCAAGCAGUCAUCCUCUCAAGAAGGACUUUCACAACAGAACCUUAGGUUAUAAUUUGAGUGCUUAGCAUGGACUUCAAAGUGUACAAUCUUAAGCAGUGGGAGCACUAUUGCAAUUUGGUUAGGCCACAAAGAGUUAACGCUCCUUAUGUUUCCGCACACGAUAACACCUAUUUUCUCUACAUUUCUCUUUAUCAGGUACCGAAGAUGGGGAAGUCUUGAAUAUCUAGUCCUCUCUAUGUCAAUAUCACGGUUCCACAGCUCAAGCUAGGCUCAAGAUUCUGAGUGUCAUUACAACUGUGUCUGUGUCUCCAAUUAUGGGUUGAAUGCAAUGAAGAACCCAAAGGGUACUUACUUAGUCAUCAAACAACUUCUGUAAAAAAACAAAAAAAGUGAGAAAACAAAAACACACUUUGUUUUCUUUGUAUAGAUGCAGAAAAUGAUCUGUCUUCUGCUUCUGGAGAUUUUAUCUCCUUAUUAGUCUCUCUUUUCUUUCUUCUUUUAGCCCUUUUAGUUUAAUAUAGUACCACUUAGAUUUUUUUUUCUCGGUUAUUUUUUUCCUUGUUGUACAAACCCUUUUGCAUAUCGUCAAGAUUCCACAUUUUCUUCA
Arabidopsis thaliana (thale cress) is the source of this 1861-nucleotide messenger RNA. RefSeq names its product Calcineurin-like metallo-phosphoesterase superfamily protein (gene TOPP8). Gene Ontology annotation, molecular function: protein serine/threonine phosphatase activity; hydrolase activity. The record is from RefSeq and is marked reviewed. Bases 345 to 1319 code for a protein of 324 amino acids. Gene Ontology annotation, cellular component: nucleus; cytoplasm. Lineage: Eukaryota; Viridiplantae; Streptophyta; Magnoliopsida; Brassicales; Brassicaceae. The transcript has 4 exons.